AUGAAUGCCUAUGCUGUAAUCUGUGCCAUAAUUACAAGUGUCUAUGCGCCGCGAGUAAUUUGGUUUUUCAAUGUUGAGGAUGGCUCUUACCUUGCGGAGCUGCUUCUUUCGAAGGGUUACGAGGUGCACGGGAUAAUUCGUCGCUCGUCCUCCUUCAACACGGCGCGUAUCGAACACCUCUACUCAAAUCCGGUCUCUCACCGCGGCGACUCCAGUUUCACCCUUCACUAUGGGGACAUGACAGACUCCUCGUGCCUCAUCAAAUUGGUCAGUGAGAUCCAGCCAACAGAAGUGUACCACCUGGCUGCUCAAAGCCAUGUUAAGAAACAGCAGCAACGACAGUUGCAGGUGUCUUUCGACUUGCCCGAAUAUACAGCUGAAGUAGAUGCGGUUGGAACGUUGCGCUUAUUAGUCGCUAUUCACGCAUGUGGUUUGACCGAGAAAGUGAAAUUUUAUCAAGCAUCCACAUCGGAGCUGUUCGGAAAGGUGCAGGAAGUACCUCAGAAGGAAACUACGCCUUUUUAUCCUCGUUCACCUUACGGUAUAUUUUUCUGA
Gongylonema pulchrum is the source of this 555-nucleotide messenger RNA. The record is from the annotation of a GenBank genome assembly. Lineage: Eukaryota; Metazoa; Nematoda; Chromadorea; Rhabditida; Gongylonematidae.